Molecule: messenger RNA, 1350 nt
Organism: Prionailurus viverrinus (fishing cat)
Lineage: Eukaryota; Metazoa; Chordata; Mammalia; Carnivora; Felidae
Gene: GABRP
Product: gamma-aminobutyric acid type A receptor subunit pi
Exons: 9
Coding region: 28-1350 (440 amino acids)
Biological process (GO): nervous system process; chemical synaptic transmission; signal transduction
Cellular component (GO): synapse; GABA-A receptor complex; membrane
Molecular function (GO): neurotransmitter receptor activity; extracellular ligand-gated monoatomic ion channel activity; GABA-A receptor activity
Source: RefSeq, a predicted model, not a curated record
CCCUCUCUGCGUGAGCGCCUUGUCAACAUGAAAUACAUUCUCCAUUUGACCUUUGUGUGUCUGAGUCUCUUGACUCCAAGGAUGUGCAUCCAGGGGAAUCAGUUCAACAUUGAGGUCAGCAGAAGUGACAAGCUCUCCCUGCCUGGCUUUGAGAAUCUCACAGCAGGAUAUAAUAAAUUUCUCAGGCCCAAUUUUGGUGGAGAACCAGUUCAGAUAGCACUGACUCUGGACAUUGCAAGUAUUUCUAGUAUUUCAGAGAGUAACAUGGACUAUACAGCCACCAUAUACCUCAGACAGCGCUGGACGGACCAGCGGCUGGUAUUUGAAGGCAACAAGAGCUUCACUCUGGAUGCGCGCCUUGUGGAGUUCCUCUGGGUGCCGGACACUUACAUUGUGGAGUCCAAGAAGUCCUUCCUCCAUGAAGUCACUGUGGGCAACAGGCUCAUCCGCCUCUUCUCCAAUGGCACAGUCCUGUAUGCUCUCAGAAUCACAACGACUGUUGCAUGUAACAUGGACCUGUCUAAAUACCCCAUGGACACACAGACAUGCAAGUUGCAACUGGAAAGCUGGGGUUACGAUGGGAACGAUGUGGAGUUCAGCUGGCUGAGAGGGAACGACUCGGUGCGUGGGCUGGAAAACCUGCGUCUUGCUCAGUACACCAUACAACGGUAUUUCACCUUAGUCACCAGAUCACAGCAGGAAACAGGAAAUUAUACACGACUGGUCUUGCAAUUUGAGCUUCGGAGGAAUGUCCUGUAUUUUAUUUUGGAAACCUAUGUUCCUUCCACUUUCCUGGUGGUGUUAUCCUGGGUUUCAUUUUGGAUUUCCCUUGAUUCAGUUCCUGCAAGAACCUGUAUCGGAGUGACCACCGUACUGUCAAUGACAACACUGAUGAUCGGGUCCCGCACUUCUCUUCCUAACACCAACUGUUUCAUAAAGGCCAUCGAUGUGUACCUGGGAAUCUGCUUUAGCUUCGUGUUUGGGGCCCUAUUGGAAUACGCAGUUGCCCACUACAGCUCUUUACAGCAGAUGGCAGCCAAAGACAGGGGGACGGCGAAGGAAGUGGAAGAAGUCAAUAUUACUAACAUUAUCAACAGCUCCAUCUCCAGCUUUAAACGGAAGAUCAGCUUUGCCAGCAUUGAAAUUUCCGGUGAUAAUGUUGACUAUAGUGACCUGACCAUGAAAACCAGUGACAAGUUCAAGUUUGUCUUCCGAGAUAAGAUGGGCAGGAUUGUUGAUUAUUUCACAAUUCAAAACCCCAGUAAUGUUGAUCGCUAUUCCAAAUUACUAUUUCCUUUGAUUUUUAUGCUAGCCAAUGUAUUUUACUGGGCAUACUACAUGUAUUUUUGA